Molecule: messenger RNA, 1476 nt
Organism: Fonsecaea erecta
Lineage: Eukaryota; Fungi; Ascomycota; Eurotiomycetes; Chaetothyriales; Herpotrichiellaceae
Exons: 3
Coding region: 1-1476 (491 amino acids)
Source: RefSeq, a predicted model, not a curated record
AUGGCAGAGCCUGUUUCUGAUACAAAUGGCGUCACGAGUGGUUACUGCAAUGGCACAGACCCUCUAGUGAGACAGAGUCGAGGUGAAGAAGGCAACCACGUCAACUACCAUGAAGACUACGGCAGGCAACAGACUGAUUAUACCCUUGCCGCCGAUGGAAGACAACGAUACGAUCAGAGCUACGGCACGUCUCUCAGCUCAGACCCUGGGAAUCAACUGCAGUACAGUGACCUUGCUCAUCGCGAAUUUUCACCGGACCCAUCGUCUCGUGUCGCAUGUAGCCGGCCAUCUUCCACACGUCCUGUUCGGUAUCCGUCUCACUCGUGGCAGCCCGUAUCUCAUGUUUCAAUGACCAUACCAAAGGAACCCCUGAUCAGUCCAUCCCAGCCUGCGGUUUAUGACCUCGAACGACCUAUACAGCCCCCGUUGUCACACAAGCCAUGUCGAGACCUCCUUCAGUCAUCUCAGUGCCAGAUGCAUGCACGUGAGGAGUGGCGUGGCGAAUUUUCCCAAGAAUAUCAUGUCGACUCCGAAGAUGAUCUCCAGGCUCUCGAAUUUCCUGAUGACGUUAAUGCUGAGGCUGUGAAUCACUUCUCAUGGGUCCAACGAAAGAUACAAGCAUUCGGCGCAACCAUGGACGAGAACGACUGGAUGGAAUCGCAGCAAUCAGUCAUUGUCUCGAAGUAUUUCCGCAAUACCAAAGACGCCAUCUACUUCAAGCCCGUGAGCGAGACCGGACAUUGGAACUUUGUCAAGGACGAUCCGGCUUUUGCAGAUAUUGCUUCUCAUGGAGAUGUAGUGGUUUUUGAGGAACUUUAUCGGCGCCAAAACGCCAUGGUCCUAAGCUACGGCAACGCUGAAAACGACCGUCAUGGAUCGAUUCCGUCAACUGCCGACGCUCAACAUGUUUAUCACAAUGUUCCACUGCAGCAGGCGGCUGAGACAAGCCUAUCUAUUGAGCAAGAAGAACGCUUGGCUGCUCUUGGAGUGACUGGUGACCCCAAACCAGUUCAACCUCGCGCUUCCAAAAAAAGAGGUCGUCAGACAAGGUCGCGGUCGCCCGAGUCGACGGGGCAGCAGAAACAAUGCGAGAGCUACCGCCAGCGACGUUAUGAUCAGGCCAGUGGAGCAGUGCGAUCCCAAGAUUGGCGAGAGGUUCAAGACUCUAGAGCUCGUGAGCCUGAAAGUCUUGGGCCGGUGAUGGGCAGAGGAAGGCGGAGAAAUGUCGAAAUGAAAAUCCCGCGAGGCCAGGAGCCCCAGAGUGGACGGCGAGGAUGUAAGACGAAAGAAAAGAACAAACAGCAGUACAGCGGCAAAUUGUCCAGAAGAACUAGGAAGCGUCAACAUCAGCGAAUGUCCCAGUUACAGUCACCAAACGCCUCAACGGCGGAAUCCAGCCAUCGAACCUCCCAAAUGGCCGUUGAUCACCUGAAGAAACGCAAGGAAAGUUGCGCACAGGCGGCGAAGUUUCAGUAA